CCUCUCUGGCAGGUUGUCGCGAGGUUUGAGGCCGCGGGCCCGGCCCGGGCGGCUGCAAUAUGGCGGAGGCGGAAGGAGAGAGCCUGGAAUCCUGGCUGAAUAAAGCCACCAAUCCUUCCAACCGCCAGGAGGACUGGGAAUACAUAAUUGGCUUCUGUGAUCAGAUCAACAAAGAGCUUGAAGGGCCACAGAUAGCUGUCCGACUGCUGGCCCAUAAGAUCCAGUCUCCGCAGGAAUGGGAGGCGGUCCAGGCCCUGACGGUGCUGGAGGCAUGUAUGAAGAACUGUGGGAGGAGAUUUCAUAAUGAAGUGGGAAAGUUCCGAUUUUUGAAUGAGUUAAUCAAAGUUGUCUCUCCAAAGUACCUGGGGGACAGGGUGUCUGAGAAAGUGAAGACCAAGGUUAUUGAGCUGCUUUAUAGCUGGACAUUGGCCCUGCCUGAAGAAUCGAAGAUCAAGGAUGCCUACCACAUGCUGAAGAGGCAAGGCAUAGUGCAGUCUGACCCACUGAUCCCUGUGGACCGGACACUGAUCCCCUCUCCACCACCUCGUCCCAAAAAUCCUGUCUUUGAUGAUGAGGAGAAAUCCAAGCUUUUAGCCAAGUUGUUGAAAAGCAAAAACCCAGAUGACCUCCAAGAGGCCAACAAGCUCAUCAAGUCCAUGGUGAAGGAAGACGAGGCACGGAUCCAGAAGGUGACCAAGCGUCUGCACACUUUAGAGGAGGUUAAUAACAACGUGAAGCUGCUCAGUGAGAUGCUGCUUCAUUACAGCAAAGAGGAUUCGUCAGAGGCAGACAAAGAGCUCAUGAAGGAGCUGUUUGAUCGGUGUGAGAAUAAGAGGCGGACGUUAUUCAAACUAGCCAGUGAGACAGAGGACAAUGACAAUAGUUUGGGGGAUAUCCUGCAGGCCAGUGACAACCUCUCCCGGGUCAUCAACUCAUACAAAACAAUUGUUGAAGGGCAGGUUAUCAAUGGUGAGGUGGCCACCUCAACCAUGUCUGACUUUGAAGGAAACCACCACUCCAGUAACCAAGGCACUCUCAUCGACCUUGCGGAGGUGGAUGCACCAAGCAGCUCGUCCCCAGUGCUGGCUCCAGCCCCCACCCCACCUUCCUCGGGCAUCCCUAUCCUCCCCCCACCCCCCCAGACCUCAGGACCUGGGCGCAGCCGCUCAUCCAGCCAGGCUGAGGCCCCCUCAGGGUCCAACACAAACAAUGCCCUCUGCUUGCUGGAUGAGGAGCUGCUCUGUUUGGGCCUUACUGAUCCAGCCCCUAGGGCUCCUCCCAAAGAGUCAGCUGGAAAUGGCCAGUGGCCCCUGUUCCAGAAUGAACAGUCGGAUCUAGACUUCUUCAGCCCCAAACCCGGGACUGCUGCUUGUAGCCCCACAGACGGGCCUGUCCUCCAGCCCUCAGCAACCCCUGCAGACAACUCCCAGACUCCACUGCCGCCACCCUUCCCAGCUCCUGUGGUCCUAGCCAGCGUUUCUGCUCCAAAAGCAGGCUUUUUGUUCCCCACUGGACUGGCUCCAGCUUCAGCCCCAAAGGCUGAGCCCUCAGCCCCUGGGUACCAUGGCUCAGCUUUGGGCGACAGCACCCUGCACCAGCUGGAUGCCCUCGAUCAGCUUCUAGAAGAAGCCAAAGCGACCUCAGGCCUGGUGAAACCCAUUUCCUCCAGCUUGGUUCCUGGGGCCACAACCUCCCCUCUGAUCCCCACCAGCACCACAGCUAGGCCUCUCCUGCCGUUCUCCGCGGGGCCUGGCAGCCCUCUCUUCCAGCCACCGGUCUUCCCACCCCCGGGGAGCCCAGUGAGGGGGCCUGAGCUUUCCCUGGCCAGUGUCCAUGUCCCCCUGGAAUCUAUCAAGCCUAGCAGCGCCCUUCCUGUGACAGCCUAUGAUAAAAACGGCUUCCGCAUCCUCUUCCACUUUGCCAAGGAGUGUCCGCCAGGUCGGCCUGACGUGCUAGUGGUGGUUGUGUCCAUGCUGAAUACAGCUCCCUUACCCAUCAAGAGCAUCAUGCUGCAGGCUGCAGUACCCAAGUCAAUGAAAGUAAAGUUACAGCCACCCUCUGGGACAGAGCUCUCUCCGUUUAGCCCCAUCCAGCCACCUGCAGCCAUCACCCAGGUCAUGCUGCUGGCUAAUCCGCUGAAGGAGAAGGCAAGGCUUCGGUAUAGGCUGACCUUCGCCCUGGGGGAGCAACUGAGCACGGAGGUGGGUGAGGUGGACCAGUUCCCUCCUGUGGAGCAGUGGGGGAGCCUAUGACCCCAGAGGAUGCUGUCAUCUCCACUCUGAGGCCCAAGCAGGCUGCCGAGACAGGAGGGCUCUCCAGGUCCAGCCGUUUUCCAUGUCCUGACCACAGUGCUUGGAGCUUUGGUAUGGAAUGGGCCUCUGGGGUUGCUGCCAGGAACUGAGCUACUGCUAUGACAGUCUCUCCUCCUUUGGCCCCUUAAAAGGACCUGCUUUUAUCUACCUGUGACUUGAAGUGGCCAUGUACUGUUGGGUGAGAUAUGGCCCCAGACUGCACUGUCGCCCUGGGAACACAGACCAAAGGCUGGAGUAGGUUUUCCCCUCAUGUUGGCAUCCCCUGAUGCCACAAGGGAGGAUGUCUCUAAAGAGACUGGGGGCCCUCCCUCAAGGACCAGGUCCUCGCCGCCACCCCACUCCCGCCAUGCUACUGUGUGCUUCCCUUGCUGGCAGGCUCCUCCUGCUCCUACCUCCAGAGCGGUGGGCAAAGUCCCGUGGUCCCAAAUGAGCCUGUGCUCAGAGAAAGGAGCGGGUGUGCUGCCUUCCACGGGCGGCGUCAGCCUGGAAUGGCCACUGGAAAAGUGUGUGCUUGUCCUCGGUGGUGGCAGGCUGUGUCCUAUGGACAUCUCCACAGGACACUGGCACUCAGCCUAUUAGAAACAGAACUUGGUCCCAAGGCAGCCUAAACUAAGGUAGAGAAAGUGGAAGAGAACCAGUGUUUCCCCUUCUCCAGAAGCAGGUACUCAGAGCUUUCUGUGAAAAGUGUGCCUCCUACCACGGGAACAGGCCAGCCUACUCACUACCUCUUGCUUGCCAUGAAACGAACUGCUGUCUUGCCCUUCGAGUCUCUGAAGGGAGGACAACUGCCCCCCACCUGUGUUCCCUGCCUUGACCUACCCUUCCUCCCCAAGAUGGCCUGUGGUAUAGGAUACCGUUUGGAACAGAAGGCCUCAGGGUCGGGCACACUGCACUAGCCUUACCCGCUGCCCAGAAACUGUCAGCUGCUGAGGGGUACUGUCAGCGAGAUGUUGGGUCUGGAGGUGGUGAGAUUGGGGGCCGUGCUUGAAUCGAGUCACCAGACCCUAUUGCUUCAACAGUGCUCAGCCCCAGCUGCCUCACCGGGCAACGGGCAAGAGCGAGCCACCAGCUGGGGCAAGAGCGAGCCACCAGCUGGGGCAAGAGCACGCAGCUCACCUGAACUCAGCUGGAAAGGCUCAGGGCCCACUUCCCUCACAUCUCAGCAGGCAGGUCGCACUGCUUCGUUAGGGUAGGUCAAAAGUGAACUCAUUUCAGUACUUAAGGAAUAAAUCCAAGAUUUCCAUAAGACUGGCUGUUGCAGCCCUGGGAAAGUCUGUGGGGUUACUACAUGGAAAUGUACCUUUAUAAUAAGCUUUAGACAUUAAAAUUAUUUAUGAGUGUUACUGUUGAGGUCACACUUUCGUGACAAACAGCUAUGCUGGAUAUAUCAACUCUGCUGCCCUUAUUUUGCUGCAUGUUAAAUAAAACCAU
Molossus molossus (Pallas's mastiff bat) is the source of this 3743-nucleotide messenger RNA. It is a transcript of the gene GGA3, whose product is annotated as golgi associated, gamma adaptin ear containing, ARF binding protein 3. The record is from RefSeq and is a predicted model, not a curated record. Lineage: Eukaryota; Metazoa; Chordata; Mammalia; Chiroptera; Molossidae. Bases 60 to 2252 code for a protein of 730 amino acids. Gene Ontology annotation, biological process: intracellular protein transport; vesicle-mediated transport. Gene Ontology annotation, cellular component: trans-Golgi network. Gene Ontology annotation, molecular function: small GTPase binding; ubiquitin binding; phosphatidylinositol binding. The transcript is spliced from 17 exons.